AUGCGAUGCCUCCUGCGCCAUGUCCGGCCAACUCCCGGCCGCACGCGUGCCCUGAGCCAGACUGGCGCCAGUCAGCCAGCGGACGCCCGAGCAGAUGCCUCAGACCCCUCGAGGUUCAUGCGGCGCAGCUACUGGGAGGAGUAUCAUGAGAACAGCGACCUUUCUCAUGAGUGGUUCCUGGAGCCAAGCAAGUGCUUGGAGGUGCUGCUGCCCACAGUCCAGACUGUCUGUGCUUCGCAGAGUUCCUCGACAAAGGAUCGAGACGCUGUGCGCGCACUGCACAUCGGAUGUGGGACCAGUACGCUGGGUAUCGAGCUGGCGAGGAGCAGCCUGACAAUGAAGUCCAGCUUGCAUGUCUCGAAUGUGGACUUCAGCAAGAACGCGAUCGAGGCGAUGCGCACAUCGAGAUCGCAGAGCCCGGACGCAGCAGCCACCCUGAAUGAGUGGUUUCUCGCAGACCUCUUAAGCCUGCCGUUCGAGAAUUGCCACUUCGACCUGAUAUUGGACAAGGGCACCUUUGAUGCCUUCGAAGCAAGUGAUGCGGGCCGGCGUCAGGACCAAGCAGGC
Messenger RNA from Symbiodinium sp. CCMP2456, 567 nucleotides. NCBI's taxonomy places the organism in Eukaryota, Dinophyceae, Suessiales, Symbiodiniaceae. The record is from the annotation of a GenBank genome assembly.